GUGUGGGGCGCCCCGGGCCGGGCCCUGCGGGCGUCUCCGAGCCCUCGGCGCAGCGACCGUCCCUCCGCAGGGCGCGCUUCGGGUUCAGACAGCCAUCAUCACAGGUUGAAUGAAUUAUUCCAACUAUUUAUUAGCUGUUUAAUAGAGGUAGAGGGACAAAUACACUAUGGCUGACGAAGUUUUCGGCACAACUUUGGCAUAUACGAAGAGUCCAAAAGUUACCAAAAGAACUACUUUCCAGGAUGAGCUAAUAAGAGUAAUUACAGCACGCUCAGCCAGACAGAGGAGUUCAGAAUACUCAGAUGACUUUGAGAGUGACGUUGUAUCCUUAGGUGAUUUUUCUGAUACCUCAGUAGAUGAAAAUUUAGUUAAGAAAAAAAUGAAUGAUUUUCAUAUAUCAGAUGAUGAAGAAGAGAAUUCUCCACGACCAUCUUUUUUGAAAAGAAAGAAAUCAAACAGUGACAUAACCAGAGAUGAGCCAGAAGUUGCUGUCAAGAACAGUGAAGAACAGAUUCCAGAUGUUUGUGAAGACAUGGUUGCAAAUUCCUUCUCUGAAUCUCACAAUAAAGAUCAAGAAGUUGAAAAUGAGAGAAUUAAAAUAAAACCGAAACCCAGAAUUCUUCCAAUCAAAAGCACCUCUUCAGCAGAAAAUAGCGGUCUUGAAACAGAUGAACACUUUAAGCCCUCACCUCGGCCAAGGAGCAUGUUAAAAAAGAGUAGCCACGUGGAAGAGAAGGAAAAACUAAAAGACAGAGAAACUGCCCUUGGUGAGGGCCUAGAGUCUGCGCCCUCCUCCCUUCCUGGGCUGAGCGUCAGACCCCUGGAGGCAGAGAAAGAUGGAUUCGCUGUGAGCCUCGAUCAUGAGGAUCCACUGUUUAAAACCCUGUCAUCGUCAUCCCUUAAAGAAAGCCUUGGACAACGCUUUCUACCAGGAUCUGAGGAAAAAACAUCCAUAAAAGAUCAGAAUGGAGAAUUCGCUGAAAACCAUAAUUCCUUGAAAUUAAAUGAAAAUGCAGAGAAUGGGGUUUUGAUAGACCGUGUUGCUCCUGAACUGGAGAAACCAACGGAAAGCGAGCUGGCUGCUGCUGACCUUGAAGAAGACAGGAGGAAAGGGGAACCGAGCCCAGAGGAGGACUUAGCGGCUGCUCCCCUGCCGUCCAAAUCCCAGAGGGCCUCAGUGCCUGCCAGUGCAGCGGCACCUGCACAGAGAACAAUCGAAGAUAGAAACAUGAAGAGUAAAAAGUCAACAACUGAUAAUAGAGCAUCCAGUGCAUCUGCCAGAUUAAUGACUUCUGAGUUUGUGAGGAAAUCCAGUUCUGCAGGGCGAGCUCCGUGGUCCUCCACCUCUUCCCACUACUUAGGGACUUUGAAAGUCUUGGACCAGAAGCCUUCACCGAAACCAAACCUGGAGCCCGACACAGCAGAUCACAUCAGGGCAGCUGUUUACCAGGAGUGGUUAGAAAAGAAAAAUGUACAUUUGCAUAAAAAGAACAGAAUAAAAAGGAUAGAAAGUGAAAACUUAAGGAUCCAAAAUGAACAGAAAAAAGCUGCUAAGAGAGAAGAAGCGAUAGCAUCAUUUGAGGCCUGGAAAGCUAUGAAAGAAAAGGAAGCAAAGAGACUAGCUGCACAAAAGAGGCUGGAAGAAAAAAACAAGAGAAAAGCUGAAGAAGAAGAGGAGGCGGCGAGGAAAGAAGAAGCCCUGCAAGCAUUUGAGAAAUGGAAAGAGAAAAAGAUGGAAUAUCUUAAAGAGAAAAAUAAAAAGGAGAAAGAAUAUGAAAGAGCAAAGAAACAUAAAGAAGAGGAAACUGUUGCUGAGAAAAAGAAAGAGAACUUAACUGCUGUUGAAAAAUGGAAUGAAAAAAAGGAAGCUUUAUUUAAGCAAAAGGGAAAAGAGAAAAUAAAUGAGAGAAGAAUGGAAGAACUGAAAAGGGCUGAGAAAAAUGAUAAAGAUAAACAGGCCAUCGAUCAAUAUGACAAAUGGCUGGUGAACUUGACAUGACACACAGGAACAUUGAAUUUAAUGGAAAAGAAAGAAAGACAGGAGAGAAUCCAACGAAAACAAAAGAAACGGCAUUCCUUUCUGGAAAGUGAGGACCUUCCUCCUUGGAGCCCUCCAAGCAGAACUGUGGUUUCAAAAGUAUUUUGAUAGCUUUAGUCCUUAAAUUAUUUAUCAGUUAACCAAUUUUAGCCAUGGGUUUAAAAGCCAUUCAUUCAAUCCUUUAUAAUUAUAAGAAUCUAUUUUAACUAAAUACUAGGUAUUUCUGCUGACAAGGGAAAAGAUAUUUUGGAGUUUGGUCGGUGAAAGCAUUUUUUCUAUUAGACAAACUGCCUCAAUGAAAAGCUAAUAAUCAGAUUGCUCCCACCAUUAAAAUGAAUAAAGGUUUGCCAUGCCCGGGUGACAUUCAAAGUGAUCACUUUCACUAAACUCUGCAUAUUAUUUAAGCAUGCUUACUCCCAAUAAUAAAAGGGACCUCAUCUAGGUAUGAUAAUCAUAGAAAUAAUUCAGUUUAUGGGUGUCUGGAUUUGGGGUUUAAAUGAGUGGUCACUGGUCAGGAUGUCCCACAUACUCUCUUCUAAAACUAAUCUAGUUCAAAGAAGUUGAAUUUGCACUGUGCAAGUUAAAAACAUGGACACUGAGCCAAUAGUUCAGUAGAACUAUGAUCUGCAAGGCAUUUUACUUAAGAAUUUUGCCUUAUGUUUUAUUAUGAGUACACUUUAUCUGCUCAAGGCUUAAAUGACAAUCACAGUCACUUUAUAAUUACCUCAUCUCUGAAAUUUUCUUUGUAAAUUCAUCCCACUUUGUUUACUAUUUCAGUGAUAACAAAAGACAUCAAUUUCGUGGCAGUGAUAUACUUACACAUACACAUUAGUUGUGGAAAUUCCACAGCUCAAGGUCAUGAUUAUUAUCUCAUUUUCUAUACUAAAGCCAUAAGGGUGAUGAAAGCAUUGUUCUUCUUAACUGAUCCAGAGUUUUAUAGCUUCUGUUUAGAAGUCAGAGGAAUGGGAAAGUAAAUUUGUAGAAAAUAUCUGAAGAACCUUUUUUUAUUUACUGAUAUCUCUACAUCCUUGUAUUAACUGGACUCAUACUUGACCAGUUCAUCUAUUUUAAGACAACCAAUUGCUCUCGGAGUUGAAAUGCUGCUUUAGUUAAUCAAGCAAUAUGGAGACAGUGGAUGAAGAGAAACAAUGACUAUUUAUGGACCACUUUACAAAUUAUAACUAUUCAGGGUAGGUGUUGUUAGCCUCACUUUGCAUAUAGAAACGCCAAGUCCAGAAAAACCAGAUAACCUGCCAUACAAGUAAUGUGUGACUGAGUCCAAACCAGUUCUCACUGACUGAGUGAGCGAGUGCCUCUUUCUAGAACCUGUCAGGCCCGCUGCAAACACAUUUUAUCUCUCAGCGUCUAAAACCCUGUAUUGCUAUCCAGAGAUAUCUGUCCCAGAAGAAAUAACUGCUAGUCAUUAGAGGCAGAGGGCCUCACUAAAUCUGUGACCCGAAAUGAGAAUUCAUGAGAUUUGAGAAGUUGAACAUCUUCCCUCUAGUAUUAGGAUGACAGAAAACUCAGCAACUGAUGCCAUGUAGGCUUCGAGAUUUCAAAAUUUGAGGACACACUGAGCAUUAACCUUUUGCUGCAGUGUGUUGCAAGAUAAGGUGUCCUGGA
Messenger RNA from Heterocephalus glaber (naked mole-rat), 3661 nucleotides. It is a transcript of the gene Map9, whose product is annotated as microtubule associated protein 9. Gene Ontology annotation, biological process: mitotic spindle assembly; mitotic cytokinesis; regulation of mitotic cytokinesis. Lineage: Eukaryota; Metazoa; Chordata; Mammalia; Rodentia; Bathyergidae. Gene Ontology annotation, cellular component: astral microtubule. The record is from RefSeq and is a predicted model, not a curated record. Gene Ontology annotation, molecular function: microtubule binding.